Dermatophagoides pteronyssinus (European house dust mite) is the source of this 1633-nucleotide messenger RNA. RefSeq lists its product as uncharacterized. Lineage: Eukaryota; Metazoa; Arthropoda; Arachnida; Sarcoptiformes; Pyroglyphidae. The record is from RefSeq and is a predicted model, not a curated record.
CAAACAACAACAGAAAUAUAUUCUUAUUCAAAUUGUUAUCAAAAUAUUUACCUUCAUCGAAUUGUGUUACGAAUGUAGAUCACUUUUGUUUAAAAAAACUACGAUGGCCGAUCAUCAAGAAAAUAAGAUUGUUAAUGAUUCUGAAAAAUCUUCUAUCAAAUCGAUGGAAAAAAUGGAUAGAAUAGAUUUCGAACAAAUAUCAUCAGAUAUUCAAAUGAUAACCCAACAAGGAGAAGAAAUCAAUAAUAAUGAAGACAAAGAACGAAAAUCAAAAUCCGAAUCUCGAACAAGAUUUCCAUCAUUUUUAAAUGAAAAUGCAUUAGAUAUUCAUGUUAGUGAAAAUCAUUUAUUAAUCAAUCAUCAACGACCAUCCACUAGUCGUAUUUAUCAUCCCCAACAUGAUCAUCAUAUUAUGGACAUAUCAUCAUCAUCAUCAUCAUUACCAAAUGCUGCUCCUGUGAAUGCUGUUGUGGACAUAUCUUUGUCAUCAACACCAUUUGAAUCUCAGCCAACAUCGCUGUCGAAAAUUAUCUCAAAUCGCCUUGACAACCAUAAUGAUGAUAAUGUUGAUACUCAGAAAAUCGACACAGUGGUUGUUUUCAACAGUGAUAAUCAUGCUCAACAAACACAACAGCCGCAUAAUCCUUAUCAACAGCAACAAAUGAUCCGAACAAUAUCGAUUGACCAACAACCAACCAAUAUUCUUGAAAUUGAACGAAUCAAUUUGGACGAUGAUGAUGAUGAUAAUGACAUUGACAAAGUUAACAAGAGACAAACUAACAGUUAUCGACAUCGACAUAGACAUCGAACGAAUAAUAUUGAUACGGACGAUACAGAUGAUGAUGGUGAUGGUGAUCGUGAUAUACGUGGUGCUCGUGAUAAUUUUCGUCGAUUAAAUAAUCCUAUAAGUGGUGAUGCUGACGGCAUUAGGUCAUUUAUUGUCAAUGAUUCCAGACGACAGUCACAACACUCAUCAUCAUCAAAUCAGAAUAUUGAUUAUCUAUUUUCAUUAUUACCACCAAAUGAAUUAAAUAUGGAAAUGCCAUUUGAAGAUCCUAUUCAAAUUCGUGGGAAUGGUAAUAUUACAUUGUUUGGUCUUUCCAAUUGCUAUGAAUCAUCAUUUCCAUCAGCAUUAUUGGGUCGUGUAUCCAAGGAAGAAUUCGAAUAUACUAUCGGUCGUAUCAAUCAUUUGUUACAACAACAACAUUCCACUAAUAUUAAAUUCUUAUUACUUGGGUGUCUUUGUUGUUGUUUUUCAUUGGGAUGUUCACUACUAUGGCCUGGAUUUGCCUUAUCACGACGAACUAAAAAUUCAUUAGAAAAGCUUUUGGCCAUGGAAAAUUCCCGUUUGUAUAACAAGCUUGGAUUAAAUUGGCGGCUUUCAAAACAACCAUCCCAUACAAAUCAUUCAUUUAUGGAAUAUAUUUUGAUCAUAGAUUUCUUGCCUAAAAUGCACAUCUAUCAACCAGAUUGAUUUCCAUCGAAUCGUAACAAUCACAGUACAUGAUUACAAUGUUGAUUCAAAAAGUCAAACUUUUUAUAUCUCCUACCUCUAUUAUAUUUUUUUUUCUUCUACCUUAUUUGUUACUAAAUGUUUUAAAAAAUAUGAAAAUCAUUUUACAAAAUAUUAUAU